AUGGCGGAGGCCGAGGCGGCCUGCAGCAUCCCGGACCCUGCGGGGGCGGUUUACCGGUCCCGGGACCCAGUGCGAAACCUGCGCCUCCGAAUUCACAUCCAGAGGAUCACCUCCAACAGCCUCCUCCACCACCCAACAGCCAGUCAGUUGGGAAAGGACCUCAUAGGCUUGGCCACCUUCAGCUCGGACCCGGCAGCAAGUGGACAGCAGCAAGAUGAAUAUGAUGAAGAGGAGGCAGUGAUUGGGUGGCAGGAAAAGCUCUUUAGCCAGUUUGAGGUGGAUCUGUACCAACAUGAGACAGCCUGUCAAACCCCCCUUGAUCACCAGUACCACCAGGAGAUCUUGAAGCUGGAGAAAGCAGGGGGCAGGAAGAACCGUCGCAUCUUCACGUACACCGACUCCGAUCGCUAUACCAACUUGGAGGAGCGUUGCCAGAAAGUGACCAGCUCAGCCCAGGAAGUGCCGUCUUUCCUGGUCGAACGGAUGGCAAAUGUCAGGCGACGGCGGCAAGACCGAAGAGGAGUGGAAGGGAGUGUGCUGAAAUCCCGAAUCAUUACUUGGGAACCGUCAGAAGAAUUUAUCAGGAAUAACCACAUCAUCAACACCCCACUGCAGACCAUGUACAUCAUGGCUGACCUGGGUCCUUAUGGGAAGCUUGGCCACCGGAAGUACGAACACGUCCUUUGCACCCUGAAAGUGGACAGCAAUGGAGUGAUCACCGUGAAGCCUGAUUUCACGGGCUCCAAAGGGGCCUACAGAAUCGAGGUAGAGGGGGAGAAACUGGAGCUGUGGAAGUACACGAUUGAAAACGUGUCCACUCCCGCUCAGCUGGAAGAAGAGGAACGGGAGCAGCGGGUGUUCGAGGACCUCUACGGUCGGCACAGAGAGUAUCUUAGCAGCCUUGUAGGCUCAGACUUCGAGAUGACUCCUCCGGGCGCCCUGCGGCUCUUUGUGAAUGGGGAAGUGGUUUCAGCCCAGGGAUAUGAAUACGACAACCUCUACGUCCACUUCUUCCUGGAUCUGCCUUCCAACUGGUCAAGUCCAGAAUUCCAGCAGCUUUCAGGAAUCACACAGACCUGUGGCACCAAGACCCUGGGAAGGGACAACGUGGCAUAUUUCUCCUACCCAUUCACCUUCGAAGCAUCCUUUCUCCAUGAGGACGAGUCUGCCGAUUCUCUGCCGCAGUGGCCCGUGCUCUUCUUUGAGGUUCUCUCUUUGGACUUCUGGCAGAGGUAUCGGGUGGAAGGCUAUGGGGCCGUGGUGCUUCCCUCCACUCCAGGAUUCCACACCCUAACAGCCCCAACGUGGAGGCCUGUGGAGCUGGGGGUGACUGCUGAGCUGAGGAGGUUUUUCAUCGGUGGCUCCUUAGAACUGGAGGACCUCACAUAUGUGCGGGUGCCCGGGACCUUCAAGGGCGACCGUCUGAGCCGCUUUGGCUUCCGAACAGAGACGACUGGCAGCGUCACCUUCCGGCUUCACUGUCUCCAGCAAUCGAGGGCCUUCAUGGAAUCCAGUUCGUUGCGGAAGAGGAUGCAGAGCGUCCUGGACCGCCUGGGUGGCUUCAGCCAGCAGAGCUCAAUACACAACGUUCUGGAAGCUUUCCAGAGAGCCCGGCGCCGCAUGCAGGAGGCCCGGGCAAGCCUCCCCCAGGAUCUCAUCAGUCCUUCUGCCACCAUGGUCUCCUAGCAAGCUGCACCCUGCCCUGGUAUCCUGGGGGUGCGUGUUUGUGUCAUUUCGGUGCCUGCCCUAGGGCUUCUAGCCUGUGCCCCAACCAGUUCUCUGUACUCUAACCUUCCUCUCUUUUUCCCUUUCUCCCUCUGUCUCUCCCUUUCUUUUUCUCUCUCCUGACUUCUCUCUU
Messenger RNA from Tachyglossus aculeatus (Australian echidna), 1858 nucleotides. It is a transcript of the gene MKS1, whose product is annotated as MKS transition zone complex subunit 1. Lineage: Eukaryota; Metazoa; Chordata; Mammalia; Monotremata; Tachyglossidae. The record is from RefSeq and is a predicted model, not a curated record. Bases 1 to 1686 code for a protein of 561 amino acids. The transcript is spliced from 18 exons. Gene Ontology annotation, biological process: cilium assembly. Gene Ontology annotation, cellular component: MKS complex.